Messenger RNA from Labrus mixtus (cuckoo wrasse), 1939 nucleotides. RefSeq names its product cytokine receptor family member B16 (gene il20rb). The transcript is spliced from 7 exons. Lineage: Eukaryota; Metazoa; Chordata; Actinopteri; Labriformes; Labridae. The record is from RefSeq and is a predicted model, not a curated record. Gene Ontology annotation, molecular function: interleukin-20 binding. The coding region runs from base 477 to 1364 and encodes 295 amino acids.
GGCGUGUCGUGUGUCGGGCCUGAGAUGACAGCUGAAGCCCCGAGGGAGAAAAACAACGAGUCAGACCGGCUGAGCAGCCCAGAAUCAGCAUCAGCAUCCAGACACACCAGCUUUCCUCUGCACACAGAGCAGACCGCAGACACGCCAACACGGAUCACUUUACAGGCUCUUUAAUGUGUUUGAAUCAAGAGUUCAGAGGUUGAAAUAAACCCUCGACAGGAACGUCCCACUGAGGAUCAUGUGGACCCUAACUCUGAGACUCUGAAUGGGAGAUGAUCUCGGUGGAUUUACGGCUCGUUGUCAGCUCUGGGGUGAGCUGAAAGAAGGAUCCAGAAUUCAGGAGGAGUCAGGAUUUCUCUGCAGGGGCGCUGCACAGCUCUCUGGAUUACUUAUUUGGAGGGAUUUGAACAUGGUGGACCUGACAUGACCAACAGAUUUUUUUCCCGCCUUUUCUUCCCGAGACAAACUCUCCGGUCAUGACACGGAGUCUGCAGGUGAUGAUGAUGAUGACGGUCCUGCUGGGCUUCACAGACUCAGGUGUUUGGACGCUGCCGGCGCCCGGAGGAGUUACGAUGGACUCUGUUAACAUGAAACACGUCCUGAAGUGGCUCCCCCUGCAGGCUCACUGUGACACUGCAGUCCUGUACUCGGUUCAGUUCCAGGGGGAGUUUGAGCUGACGGUGCUGAACGGCAGCUGGGUGGAUGCUCCCGAGUGCCAGCAGACUCCUCACACUCACUGCGACCUGACGUACGACCUCGGCUCGGACUCGGACUACAACCUCCGCGUCAGAGCGGCUUGCGGGUCCAAGCUUUCCUCCUGGAACAGACUCGACCGUUCUUUCAACCGCAGAGACACCGUUCUGACGGUGCCGGAGAUGGUGCUGACGGGGGAGGGCGGCGCUCUUCAGGUGACGUUUGACAAGCUUCCUCUCACUGCUGUUGUCAAGGUGACGGUGUGGGAGAGAGACGACGAGCUGCAGGCUGAUGUGUACACGAUGGACUCUGAGCAGAAGGUGCUGAACGUCCCCGCCCUGCAGGAGGGUGUGGAGUACUGCGUGAGAGCUCACACAGCCCUGAACACACAGCUCUACAGCAGCGACACACAGUGUGUGUCCAUCACAGGGCCGGACGCUGCGUGGAAGAGGCCGACCACUGUGACGGUGACGGUCAUCAUAAUGGCGGGCCUCCUGUUCGCCGUGUUCUGGUCCGUCGUUCACUGCCGUGCAGACGCCUGUCAAUCAUACUUCCAUAAAGACCCACUGCCCCAAUCACUGAGAUCCGAUUGGGACAUUCAAAUCCCGCUGAGCCCUGAAGAGGCGGAGCUUUGUGAGAAGAUCAAGGUGAUGCCGAGCGUCGACUGUUAGCUCUGAAACUUCACAACGAAUAUGGAGGACCAAAGAACUGAACUUCCAUUUUCUUAUGGAUUCCAGGAGUAUGUUAAUGUUUGGAGAAGGUGCUUUUGAGCCCAGAGCUCCGAGGAGAUUUGGUCUUUUAAACCAGAUGGGACCAAAAAGAAACAGCAUCAGAAUAUCGACGGAUAACCGUGCAAUGAAAAGUUAAAGGGAACUUUCUUGUGUGGCUGAAGGAACCGAUACUAUUUUCACAAAAGAGGUGGGGAAAAAAAGGAAGUCAGGUGAUGUGAUUAUAACAACGGUGAGUCCAUGAAGGGACGAGGCCGAAGAAGUUUUAAAAACCUGACAAACAGUCAGCUAAAAACGAGCUAAAAAGCCAAGUAUGGCUAUCACUGACGCAGAUAGCUACCUGGUACCCAAACUGUUUUUGUACCAGCUCUAUGGGGACAGACUCACUGCAGGAGACAGCCUCUAGUGGACACUGGGGGAACUGCACUGUUUGGUUUCAUUGAUAAGAAUAAUUGAGUAUCAUCUGCAUAACGGUGAACAUUUUGUUAGUGUUUCAUCAUAUUACCUCAAAGAAGCUU